This is a messenger RNA of Lycium barbarum (goji berry), 1572 nucleotides long. Its product is annotated as E3 ubiquitin-protein ligase PUB23-like. The record is from RefSeq and is a predicted model, not a curated record. The coding region runs from base 126 to 1343 and encodes 405 amino acids. The transcript has a single exon. Gene Ontology annotation, biological process: protein ubiquitination. NCBI's taxonomy places the organism in Eukaryota, Viridiplantae, Streptophyta, Magnoliopsida, Solanales, Solanaceae. Gene Ontology annotation, molecular function: ubiquitin protein ligase activity.
ACAACUUCAUUUCCAUCUUCAACAUCCCUUCAUUACAUUUUUGUCCAUUAUUUCUUAGUACUAAAGAACAUUCAUAUCCACUCUUUUUCUUCUUCUUCAACUUGAGAUUGUAUAGUACAAAAAACAUGGAAGAGAUUGAAGUUCCUUCCUAUUUUCUUUGUCCAAUUUCAAUGGAGGUCAUGAGGGAUCCAGUUACAAUUUCAACUGGAAUAACCUAUGAUAGAAAAAACAUAGAAAAAUGGCUAUUCUCAUGCAAACACACAACUUGUCCUGUCACAAAUCAAGACCUAAAAUUCACAGAUCUCACCCCAAAUCACAAUCUCCUCCGUGUAAUCCAAUCAUGGUGCAUGUUAAAUUCUUCCAAUGGCAUCCAACGGAUCCCAACUCCGAAGCCACAAGUGCAAAAACUACACGUUGUAAAAAUCCUAAAUGAAGCAGAAAAAUAUCCGGAUAUGCAAUUUAACUGCCUCAGGAGGAUCAGAUCAAUCGCACAUGCAAGCGAGAGCAACAAGAAGUGUCUCGAAUCAGCUGGAGUAGUUGAUUUUUUAGCCGCAAUUAUGAUCAAGAAAAAAAAAUCAGAGGUCUCAGAUGCGAGUGACGAGGCUUUGAAUAUUCUUUUCAAUCUAAACCCUUCAGACACAGAGUUGAAAAAGUUCACCAACUCACAAAAUGAUCAUCAAUUCUUGGAUUCUUUACUUAAUUUCUUGAAGAGUGGUAAUUUACAAACAAGAGAAAACGCGAUAAAUCUAUUAAGAUCAACCCUCAAUGUGGCUGAUCCAGCACGAUUAAUUGGUAUACAACCAGUAUAUUUCAAAGGUAUGGUUGGUAUAUUAAAUGACAAUAUCUCUCAACAAGCAACAAAAGCAGCACUCCAGCUUCUAGUUGAAUUAUGUCCAUGGGGAAGAAAUAGGAGUAAGGCAGCUGAAAAUGGAGCUGUUUUUGCCCUAAUUGAACUUCUUUUUGACACGAAUGAAAGAAGGCUUUGCGAAUUGAUACUAACGGCUUUGGACCAUCUGUGUACCUGUGCUGAAGGGAGGGCGGAAUUAUUGAGCCAUGGUGGUGGAAUAGCCAUUGUUUCCAAGAAAAUUCUGAGGGUUUCACAUUUGGCAAGUGAUAAGGCAGUGAGGAUUCUUUGUUCAAUUUCAAAGUUCUCAGCAACUUGUUAUAACAAGGUUCUUCAAGAGAUGUUGCAAGUGGGAGUUGUGUCAAAGUUGUGUUUGGUUCUUCAACUGGAUGCUAGUCCAAAGACUAAGGAGAAAAUUAAGGAAAUUCUAAGGUUGCAUUCUAGGGUUUGGAGGGGUUCAUCCUGUAUUCCUCCUCAUUUGCUCUCUUCUUAUCCUUGAUAAAUACAAGAAAAAAGAGAUAGGAACCAGCGACAGACAACUUCCGCUGUUGAAUUGUAAAAAUAAGUAGAUUAUCCUAUUUAACGACCGGUUAUAAAAAAAAUAUUAAUUACGAGCUAUUUAGCGACAAAUAGAGAUAGAUUUCAUAGUUGAUUCAUGGUCUUUGGUAGUGCUAAAGAGAAUUUGUAAUUUUUCCUUUUCAUGUACGUAUAUAAUUCAUAGGAUUCAA